CUCUGAAUAAUAAUAUUUUCUGUAAUCAAUAUGCUUCAAGAUUAUCUCUUAAAACAUCACACAAAAGAUUUGGAAGAAAUAUUAAAUGCUACACAAGAUCAUGUGUUCUAUUCAAUACAAGUAAAUUUUGUAUCGUUAUUUGAAGCUGAUGUGGAGAAUGCACAGAAAAUCUUACGCAAUCCUAGACAUUAUUUACCAUUGUGCGAUGAAGCAGCGGUAAAAGCUCAGGAACAAUUAUGUAAAACAGAUCAAACAGUAAAGACCAGAGUUCAUGUUAGAAUUGCUGCAGUACCAAUAAAAAUCGACACAGGCCAAAUUGGUCAACUAGUUUCAACCUCUGGAAUAGUGGUUCGCAUGUCUCAACCUACAAUUAUGAAGAUAAAAAAACGUUUUAUCUGUAAAAAGUGUGAACAUAUCAGUAUAGUUAAGUUAGAGUGGGAAAGGCAAUUGUUUAGAAAUAUCAAAUGUUGUGAAGCAUGUAAUUCGCCAAAUAUAACAACUUUAACAUCUUUAGAACAAGAUGAUUGUUCAGAUUACCAAGAAAUAAAAAUUCAGGACAAAUGUAAAAUAGAUACGAGAAGCUGUUAUUCAGUGGGUCUACAAGUAAUUCUGUUAGAUGAUUUGACCGACAAAUGUAGACCUGGUGAUAAUGUAGACAUCAGUGGAGUAGUUAUUCGAAAAUGGAGUACAUUAAAAGUUGGCCAUCGCGCAGAAGCCACAACAUUUUUAAUGGCCAACAACAUCUCGAUACGCAGAAAAAUCUCAGAAGCAACGUUUUCUACUGCUGAAAUAAAAGAUACUUUUACAGCAUAUUGGGAACAUUAUAAAGAUAAUGCAUUAAUUGGUAGAGACAAUAUUCUUGCCUCUAUUUGUCCUCAGCUAUAUGGAAUGUAUAUUGCAAAAUUAGCAUUGGCUGUUAUUUUGUGUGGUGGAGUAGCAAAAACCAAUGAAACGGGAACACGUAUAAGAGGUGAACCACAUCUCCUUUUGGUUGGAGAUCCUGGAACUGGUAAAUCACAAUUGCUUCAUAUUGCGUCUCGAUUAAUUACACGAUCUGUCUUUACAACUGGUAUUGGUACUACUGCUGCUGGACUUACAGCAGGUGCUGUCAGAGAUUCGGAUGGUUGGCACUUAGAAGCUGGAGCUUUGGUCCUUGCAGAUGGAGGUGUAUGUUGCGUGGACGAGUUCACGACAAUGAGUUCACAUGAUAGAACCUCUGUGCAUGAAGCAAUGGAACAACAAACCAUCUCCAUAGCUAAAGCCGGCAUGCUGACCACUUUAAACAGCCGUUGCUCUGUCAUUGCAGCGAUUAAUCCAGAUGGUGGAUGUUUUACUGGUGAAGAAUGGAAAACCUGUUUAGGAAAUCCUCUUUUAUCGCGUUUCGAUUUGAUCCUCCUUCUGAAAGAUACUAGAAAUCCCGAAUGGGACAGAAUGACAUCGAGUCAUAUUUUGAAAGCUGCUUGUGAAGAUGAAGAAAAUAACUCAUAUUCUGAAACAUAUAUGGGUCCUUUGAACUUAACAGGUUUGUGGAUGGAAGAGACUCUCUGUGAAUAUUUCGCGCACGUACGUACAUGGAAACCAGUGUUAACCGAAGAGGCAAAAAAAAUACUUAGUGCAACUUAUCUUUAUCACAGAUCAGAUCCACAUAGAAGGCCUGAAAGAACAACAGUACGACUUUUAGAUAGCCUUAUCAGAUUAGCAGAGGGCCAUGCAAAACUUAUGUAUCGAACUAAAGUAGAAAUUAUUGAUGCUAUAACUGCAGCAGAAUUGAUUGGAACCACCAUGUUAAAUUCUGAUGUUGGUUGUCCAUUUCCUACAGAUCCAAUUGCAACAUAUUAUUCCAAAGCAAAAGACUUACUUAAAAGACUUGAAUUACAAGAAUUAGAAUCAUGUAUAUAAAUAUCAAUUGCUAAUGAAAUAUUUUUAUAACAAAUAUCUAUUAAUCUUUUAAAACAAAUACAAGAAGUUUUUAUUCAAUGGGUCUACAAAUAGUUCUGUUAAAUGAGCUGAUCGACAUAAGUAGAUCUUGUGAUAGAUUUUAUAAAAAUAUGCACAUACUGUGAUUUUACAUAGAAAUCUACAUUUAAUAUUUUUAAUAAUUAUUUGUAAACGAUUA
Camponotus floridanus (Florida carpenter ant) is the source of this 2116-nucleotide messenger RNA. RefSeq names its product DNA helicase MCM9. The coding region runs from base 31 to 1899 and encodes 622 amino acids. Gene Ontology annotation, cellular component: nucleus; MCM complex. Gene Ontology annotation, biological process: DNA replication; double-strand break repair via homologous recombination. The record is from RefSeq and is a predicted model, not a curated record. NCBI's taxonomy places the organism in Eukaryota, Metazoa, Arthropoda, Insecta, Hymenoptera, Formicidae. Gene Ontology annotation, molecular function: single-stranded DNA binding; single-stranded DNA helicase activity; ATP binding. The transcript is spliced from 11 exons.